AUUUGUUUGAUUUAUUUGUCACCUAACUAGAGACUCUCUCACAGUCAACGCAGCUUAUGUGUCAUAGUAAGACUUUUUGUCUACUAUAGUAGAAAGACGAAUUUAUAACCCCUUUAGGUUUUUUCUAACACACGCCUCUAAUCUCCGCGCACACACACACACCCUCACGAAGAAGAAGAAGACGAAGAAGAAUCAAUGGCUUCUGUUAUCUCUUCCUCUCCUUUUCUAUGCAAAUCAUCCUCCAAGAGUGAUUUGGGGAUUUCUUCGUUUCCUAAAUCUUCUCAGAUUUCGAUUCAUCGAUGUCAGAAGAAAUCGAUCUCACGGAAGAUUGUUUCCGUUAUGGCUCCUCAAAAGGAUCGGUCUCCUGGAACUACAGGAUCGGUGAAAACUGGGAUGACAAUGACGGAGAAGAUUCUAGCUAGAGCUUCGGAGAAGUCAUUAGUGGUUCCUGGUGAUAACAUUUGGGUUAAUGUUGAUGUUCUUAUGACUCAUGAUGUUUGUGGUCCUGGUGCUUUUGGUAUCUUCAAGAGAGAGUUUGGUGAAAAAGCCAAGGUUUGGGAUCCGGAGAAGAUUGUUGUGAUUCCGGAUCAUUAUAUUUUCACUGCUGAUAAGCGUGCAAACCGGAAUGUUGACAUCAUGAGGGAGCAUUGCAGGGAACAGAAUAUUAAGUAUUUCUAUGAUAUCACUGACCUUGGAAAUUUUAAGGCUAAUCCUGACUACAAAGGUGUUUGCCAUGUUGCACUUGCACAAGAAGGUCAUUGCAGGCCAGGAGAGGUUUUGUUAGGAACAGACUCACACACUUGUACUGCUGGAGCAUUUGGUCAAUUUGCUACAGGGAUUGGAAACACUGAUGCAGGUUUUGUGUUAGGCACUGGAAAAAUCCUCCUUAAGGUUCCACCAACGAUGAGGUUUAUCUUGGAUGGUGAGAUGCCUAGUUAUUUGCAAGCAAAGGAUCUGAUUUUACAAAUUAUUGGUGAAAUAUCUGUUGCUGGUGCAACUUACAAGACGAUGGAGUUCAGUGGUACAACUAUCGAAAGUCUGAGUAUGGAAGAAAGAAUGACAUUGUGCAACAUGGUUGUGGAAGCUGGGGGAAAGAAUGGUGUCAUCCCUCCUGAUGCGACGACAUUAAAUUAUGUUGAGAAUAGGACAUCUGUACCAUUUGAGCCAGUAUAUAGUGAUGGAAAUGCAAGCUUUGUCGCAGAUUAUAGAUUUGACGUGUCAAAGCUGGAGCCUGUGGUGGCUAAGCCUCAUUCUCCUGACAACCGAGCUCUAGCUAGAGAAUGCAAAGACGUGAAAAUUGACAGAGUAUACAUCGGUUCUUGUACUGGUGGGAAGACAGAGGAUUUUAUGGCUGCAGCUAAACUUUUCCACGCAGCAGGAAGAAAGGUCAAAGUUCCAACUUUCCUUGUCCCGGCUACUCAGAAGGUGUGGAUGGAUGUGUAUGCUCUCCCGGUACCUGGAGCAGGUGGAAAGACAUGUGCGCAGAUCUUUGAAGAAGCUGGCUGUGACACACCAGCCAGCCCUAGCUGUGGUGCUUGCCUUGGUGGCCCAGCAGACACCUACGCUCGCUUGAAUGAACCUCAAGUGUGUGUCUCAACGACAAACAGGAACUUCCCCGGUCGGAUGGGACACAAAGAAGGGCAAAUUUACUUAGCGUCUCCUUACACUGCUGCAGCCUCGGCUUUAACCGGCCGUGUCGCUGACCCAAGGGAGUUCUUGCAGUAGGCUAAUGUAAUGGCUUCGUGUGAAAAAUCAUAUGCUAUGCAUCGACGAAAUAUUGCUAAAUGAUGGGGCAUUGUGAACUAUAUGUAUGUAUUUUCCUUAUUUCGCUGUUGGACUUGAUAGUUUCAAGCACUAUGUCAAACUUUGAUGUUUUGAGUUUGAAAUAAUAAAAGAGAGAAAAAGAGUGAGUUAGAUAAGUCAAAAGCUUACAUUCUAAUAUCUCCAUGACCCCAUUAGUGAUUUGAUCGCAAAAGUUAAUUAUUGAAAACUUGGUGAAAUUUUGCUAUCGAAGAUAAAUCAUGCGGUAUCUUCCUUUCUGGUUUGCAAAAGCUAG
This is a messenger RNA of Arabidopsis thaliana (thale cress), 2056 nucleotides long. RefSeq names its product isopropyl malate isomerase large subunit 1 (gene IIL1). The record is from RefSeq and is marked reviewed. Gene Ontology annotation, cellular component: chloroplast stroma. The coding region runs from base 196 to 1725 and encodes 509 amino acids. The transcript has 15 exons. Gene Ontology annotation, biological process: L-leucine biosynthetic process; amino acid biosynthetic process. Gene Ontology annotation, molecular function: 3-isopropylmalate dehydratase activity; hydro-lyase activity; 4 iron, 4 sulfur cluster binding. Lineage: Eukaryota; Viridiplantae; Streptophyta; Magnoliopsida; Brassicales; Brassicaceae.